CCCCCCAAAAAAUCACAUAAUAUCUUCUCAAAGCAUGCUGAUUGUAGGCUGUAGACUAGGCCACUCGAAGGCCUCUAGCAAGCUUACCCAAGCUUUGGAACUCGUAGUUGCCAGUUGCCACCGCCAUUAACCUUCCGGAGCUCUGUCUCCCCUCUCUCUUUCCAUAUAUCCCUUUUCCUUAUCACUCUGUCUUCCAGUGUCUUUCCAUCUUCCCACUCUCAAUCUUUCUUCGCAAGAAGAUUCAGCCGUUUAAAGAGAGAGAGAUCAUGAGGUAGAGAGCAGCAAGCCAACUAAGAACCAAGAAGCGAGAGCAGAACUCCUGACAGAGAAAUGGGCGUCCCUUCGUUUUACAGAUGGCUAGUGGGAAGAUACCCAAACAUAGUCGUCAAAGCCCUGCCGCCACCAGAUCAAGAAAUCGCACCCACCAGCAGCAAUCUGCUUCUCCCAAACCCAAAUGGGUUCGAGUUCGAAAAUCUCUAUCUCGACAUGAAUGGAAUCAUCCACCCUUGCUUCCACCCCGAAGACCCUUCCAACCCGAUUCAGCCGACAACGUUUGAUCAAGUCUACAACGCCGUGUUCGACUACAUCGAUCACUUGUUCAGCAUCGUGCGGCCGAGGAAGCUCCUGUUCAUGGCUGUGGAUGGAGUCGGCCCGCGGGCCAAGAUGAAUCAGCAGCGGGCCAGACGGUAUCGAUCAGCCAAAGAUAACGAGAUUGCGGAAGAGGAGGAAGAGUGUUUGAGAAAGCAAUUCGAGACGGAAGGCAAACAGAUUCUUCCGAAAACGGAGUCCGAAUUGUCGGACUCCAACAUCAUAACCCCGGGGACGGAGUUCAUGUUCGAGCUGUCGAAGAAGCUGCAGCAUUAUGUGAAUUUGAGAAUGGAGACUAGUCCUGGAUGGAAGGAUAUCAAGGUUGUGCUUUCCGACGCAAGUGUUCCGGGGGAAGGGGAGCAUAAGAUCAUGUCGUUCAUUCGGGAGCAGCGUUGCAUGCCUGAUUACAACCCGAAUACCCGCCAUUGCCUCUAUGGCCUGGAUGCUGACUUGAUCAUUCUGGCUCUGGCUACACACGAAGUGCACUUCUCGAUACUACGAGAGAAUGUGGCUGUGCAAGAAGAGCAACCAGUGUGUUUUUCUGCUUUGAUGAGUAGCCUUUCAACGGUGGAGACGAAAUCAUUCAAGUCGAGAGGAUGGUUCAAGGAUGUGAAAGUUGAACAAGAGAAGCCAUUAGCUAAAAAGCCUGCAUCUUCUGUCAGGAAGACAUAUCAGUUCCUACACGUUUGGAUUCUCAGGCAGUACCUGGAGAUUGACAUGAGAAUCUCUGAUCCUCCGGAGAAGUUUGAGUUCGAUGUAGACCGUGCCAUUGAUGAUUUCGUGUUCAUAUGCUCCUUUGGGGGGAAUGAUUUUCUUCCCCGCAUGCCUACCCUGGAGAUUCAUGAGGGUGCUCUUGAUCUUUUGAUGACUGUUUAUAAGGAACAUUUCAAAAGUAUUGGAGGGUACUUGGUGGACAUGGAAAAGGUACAAGAGACCAAAAAUGUGUUUAUAAAGCUUAAGAGAGUAGAGAAGUUCAUCUUGGAGGUUGGGAAGUACGAGGACAAAAUUUUCAAGAAAAGAUCUGAACUUCGAGAUCGAAAGAUGAGGCAGGUUGCUGCUUAUGUAGCUGUUGAAAACGAGGACGGGAAUACAGACUCGUCACUGGAGAUAGCGAAGGAUCCAAGCUCUUCUUCCAUUGGAAGUCUGCCGGUUUCUGAAGAUCAAAUAUUGAAGAACACAAGGGAGUUCAAGGAAAGAUUAAGGUCUUGCCUUAGGAAGAAAGCUGAUAAUUUCAGAAACGGUGAUUUGGUGAACGACAAGGUGAAUUUUGGUGCUGAUGGAUGGAAAAAGAGAUACUAUCAAGAGAAAUUUUCUGCCGAAACCCCAAGUGAGAUCGAAGUUACAAGGAAAGACGCUGUCCAGAAGUAUACAGAAGGGCUGCUGUGGGUUCUGCAAUACUACUAUUGUAGAGUCCCUUCGUGGAAUUGGUACUACCCAUACCAUUACGGACCGUUUGCAUCUGACCUCAAGGGACUGUCACAAGUAAAGGUGAAGUUCCACAAGGGAUCACCAUUCAAACCCUUUGAGCAGCUCAUGGCUGUCUUACCACCGCGAAGUUCAACUGCACUUCCCAAAGCAUAUCGGAAUCUGAUGACAGAUGAGAAGUCCAACAUCAUCAGUUUAUUCCCAACUGAUUUUGCAGUAGACAUGCAGGGAAAGCGGUUUUCCUGGCAGGGGAUAUGCAAGCUUCCUUUUGUCGAUGAACGAUUGCUAUUAGCAGAGCUCCAUAAAGUUGACAAGGAUCUCCAAGGUCAUGAAACCGAAAGAAACAAACAGAAAACUGAUAGAUUGUUCAUUAGAAGAAGCGGUUUGCCUGAAGAUCAGCUGGCCUCAUUUGUUUCGACCAUGGAGAAAGGAAUCUUCAGCAAGAUGGACAUUGCAUCAUGUGGAAUUGGUGGAUUUGUUUCCCUGGACCAAGAGAUUUGGAGCAGCAUUAUUGACAGGACUGUCUUAUGUCUUUUGCUCGAGUCGACCAAGGAAAUCAAACAUAUUCCUCGUCCUCUCGCAGGAACAUCAUUUCCAGACAAGACCAUAACUGAAGCUGACAUCGUAGCCGCGCAGUUAUGGCAUGAAAUCCCUGUCUCCAGAUACACUACCAACCACAGAAACAGAAACUGGAGCAGAAGCAGCAACGUAGGAGAACCACACAAUGACAAUGCACUGAGCUCAAAAACUUCCUUUAGGAGUAAUGCCAAUGCAGUUCGAUUUACGGCUAACCCUUCUCCAAGACCGAUCCUCAAGCCAGCUGGACCAUCCAGCACAGGUUUCAGCAAUGGCAGAGGAAGAGGGAGGAUCAGCUCUCUUCAGCCAGAUCAGGAGACUGGAAGUCAGGUUUCAGCACAACCAAAGUUGCACGAGGGUGAAGGCAGCAGCUAUAGAUUCAGGCCACAGAACUACAACCCGACCAACCCAUGGAAGCAGCAGCCAUGGCAGUUGAAUAGCACUAGUAAAGAUCAUUUAAGGUAUCAACAGGUGACUGGAAGAGGGCAAUGGAGCUCCACAUCAUCAUCAUCAUCAGCUGGCAAUGAUCACUACCCAUCUCUUGCACAAAGGUAUGGAAGAGUUGUUGGCAAUAGUAACAAUGGCCCACGUGGGUCUUCUUCUGCAACUAGGUGGAGGGCAAGAGAGCAGUCCUCAUAACUAGCUGGGGGAAUCACCUUCUGCAGGAAGAAAAAAAAAAGUGUCAGUACCGUUGGGGCAGUGUUCUGAUAUAUAAUUGCUCCCCUUUUUUGCAAACAAGUUAUGAAUAUUUUGAUGGAGCAAUGAGCUCUUGCGUGAGUUGCGUCCCUUUUGGCCCCAACCUUGAUACAACGGUGGGAAAGUGAAAAAAAUAUUAAGACUGAAUAUGUGUCUAGUAUGGAUACUUGGUGCAAGUGAAAUAGAAUGAAGGGUUAAUGAUGCUUGGUGCAAGUGAAAUAGAAUGAAGGGUUAAUGAUGCCAAUGUAGAGCAAACAAAAAAGCAUAUAAUUUUGAUGAAUAUGGUAGAUCAAACAUAGGUAACUCAGUUUUAAAUUGUGCUCCAACUCCUAUCUCAAAAGAACGAACUCUUUAAAAAUCUUGAAUUCUUCUAUGAUACAAAAAAUUUGAAUUUUCUGAUAGUUAAGCAUGGUUGUCAUGUCGACUUCCUGCCGGUCUGUUCAAUCGAGAACAACCGGUAUCGAUCAUAAAACUGGAUGAAAAAG
Messenger RNA from Linum trigynum, 3770 nucleotides. Lineage: Eukaryota; Viridiplantae; Streptophyta; Magnoliopsida; Malpighiales; Linaceae. The record is from the annotation of a GenBank genome assembly.